AUUUUCUGGAAACAACUGUUGACGACCUGAGACUCGCGGCACGCAACAAGAAGCCGUCCCGCCAUUCUUCGAGGCCGUCAGUGUCAGCGUCACUCACUUCACUCACUUCCGCACGCACACAUAAUCAGUCCGUCGGGCCAAGGACGAGGAGACAGGUCACAGGACAGGCAGACAGCACAGCACAGGGCAGGACAGCACAGAAUAGGACAGGACAGCACAGCACAGCAUAGCACGAGACAGCACAGGCAAAAGGACAGGACAGGACAAUACAGCACAGUAGGACUGGACGUCGUCAGAUCAGAAGUGAAGAGACCACCACCACCACCACCACCACCAGCAGGAUUUGCGCCUGCCGCACUCGCUUCCACACAUACGCACGCACGCACACACACACCAUGGCAGCACACGAUUACUACAGCGCCCAUCCGCCCACCUACAACUACAGUCCGAGUCCAUACCACGAAUACUCCGAUCCACACGAUGCCCCUGUCCCUCCUGUGCCGCAGCAGUCGCCCUUUGACGAUCGAGCGAGUCCAUAUCCUCACCAAUCACCGCAGCAGUCGUAUGCCGGAGCGGGCGGGCGAAUACACCACGACGCAGACCCCUUUGAUGAUGGCAACGCAAUCCCUUUGAAUGGGAGGAAGCCCAAGCAUGACACGACGGAGAUUGUCUCUCCAGUUCUACCGCACGAGCAAGACGAUCCCUUCGUGCGCGAUGCCGAGCCACGAGGGGAGAGAAGGCGCAAGCAUCGACACGCGCCGCCUCCAGAGCAAGGCUGGUUCAAAGGCAAGAUCACCUGGGUGGUGUUCGUCUUGACCUUUGCGCAGCUGGUCGUCUUUAUUGCCGAGAUCAUCAGGAACGGCGUGCUCACAGGCUCGCCCAUCGAGAUCAAGCCUUCCUUCAAUCCCAUGAUCGGCCCGAGUCCCUAUGUGCUGAUCAACAUGGGCGCGCGGUACCAGCCAUGCAUGCACACCAUGCCCAAUGUGCAAAACAGCAGUGUACCCAUCUCGUGGCCCUGUCCAAACGCUACCGCGACCAGUGGCGAUAGCACUACCUGCCAACUCUCCGAUCUGUGCAACUUUAAUUCCGACCGGAACCCUCGUGUAAAUGGCUCUCUGGACGAUACACCAGCACCCGAUCAGUGGUGGCGAUUUAUUGUGCCAAUCUUCAUUCACGCUGGCAUCAUUCACAUUGGCUUCAAUCUGCUGUUGCAGGUCACCCUUGGUCGCGACGUCGAACUGCUGAUUGGCAGCGUUCGUUUUGCCAUCUUGUACUUUGCCUCCGGCAUCUUUGGAUUUAUCUUAGGUGGCAACUUUGCGGCAACCGGCAUCGCAUCGUGUGGCGCAUCGGGCAGUCUGUUCGGCAUAUUAGCCAUCACACUGCUCGAUUUGCUCUACACGUGGAAAGACCGAAGAAGCCCCAUCAAGGACCUGAUGUUCAUCAUCAUCGACAUCCUCAUUGCCUUUGUUCUCGGUCUGCUUCCUGGACUUGACAACUUCUCUCACAUUGGAGGUUUUCUCAUGGGGCUGGUUUUGGGCGUGUGCCUGCUACGAUCGCCUGCAGUCAUCGCUCGACGGACAUCUGCCAUGAUCGAUCCUGUCUAUACUCAUGUUGCUUACCAGAAUGAUCGCAAUGCGAGUAUGAAGACCUUUAUCAAGGAUCCAGUCGGACACUUCAAAGAUCGUCGCGGUCUCUGGUGGGCAUGGUGGGCUGUCCGUGCCAUUGCACUAGUUGGUGUACUUGUUGGUUUCAUCCUGCUGCUCAAGAACUUCUAUGUGUGGAGGAAUGGGUGCUCAUGGUGCAAAUAUCUGUCUUGUCUGCCGAUCAAAGUGGGUGGAACGGACUGGUGCAGUGUCGGUAACCUCGACUUCACCAGGACGACGACCACCAACAGCGGAUCGACGUGAACAUUGGUAGAUUUGGUCAGGGAUUGAUGGAGCAUGUGAAGGAGAGAACAUUACAGUUCAUUUGUACUUAGCGAGGCGUCUGGGGUCAUAUCGGCGGACUACACGAAGACGCGUGUAGUCAGAGCAUCUUUAGAGAGAUAUUGAGAGAAAAUCAGAGACCCUAGGAAGGAAGUGUACAGGAUCUGUAAAAUCUAAUUAGCGAGCAAAGAAGAUGAACUGCUCUACUGGAGACCGAGCGCGGCAUUCCUAUUCAAAUCACAAAUCGAAUUCGCUCUUGAAGGUCCUCCCUGCAUGACGGACAAAAAAGACAAAAGGUACAUGUAGUCAUGCUACCUCAUUGAGCCAGAUGAGAUGGCAAUAUGUAUA
Messenger RNA from Sphaerulina musiva SO2202, 2273 nucleotides. Its product is annotated as rhomboid-domain-containing protein. Bases 396 to 1907 code for a protein of 503 amino acids. NCBI's taxonomy places the organism in Eukaryota, Fungi, Ascomycota, Dothideomycetes, Mycosphaerellales, Mycosphaerellaceae. Gene Ontology annotation, cellular component: membrane. Gene Ontology annotation, molecular function: serine-type endopeptidase activity. The record is from RefSeq and is a predicted model, not a curated record. The transcript has a single exon. Gene Ontology annotation, biological process: proteolysis.